GCGCCUGCGCGGCGGGGGCGGGCUCUGCCGAGCACUGAGCUUCAGCGGCGGAGCAGGACGUGUCCGCGAAGAUGGCGGGCCGGAGUAUGCAAGCUGCAAGAUGUCCUACAGAUGAAUUAUCUUUAACCAACUGUGCAGUUGUGAACGAAAAGGAUUUCCAGUCUGGCCAGCACGUGAUUGUGAGGACCUCUCCAAACCACAGAUACACAUUUACUCUGAGGACCCAUCCUUCAGUGGUUCCAGGAAGCAUUGCAUUCAGCUUACCUCAGCGAAAAUGGGCUGGACUUUCUAUUGGGCAAGAAAUAGAAGUGUCCUUAUAUACAUUUGACAAGGCGAAACAAUGUAUUGGUACAAUGACCAUUGAGAUCGAUUUCCUGCAGAAGAAAAGCAUCGACUCCAACCCUUAUGAUACUGACAAGAUGGCUGCGGAAUUUAUUCAGCAGUUCAACAACCAGGCAUUCUCAGUGGGACAGCAGCUUGUUUUUAGCUUCAAUGAAAAGCUUUUUGGCUUACUGGUAAAGGAUAUUGAAGCCAUGGAUCCUAGCAUCCUGAAGGGAGAGGCUGCAACAGGUAAAAGACAGAAGAUUGAAAUAGGACUGGUUGUUGGAAACAGUCAAGUUGCAUUUGAAAAAGCAGAAAAUUCGUCACUCAAUCUUAUUGGCAAAGCUAAAACCAAGGAAAAUCGCCAGUCUAUCAUCAAUCCUGACUGGAACUUUGAAAAAAUGGGAAUAGGAGGCCUGGACAAGGAAUUCUCAGACAUUUUUCGACGAGCAUUUGCUUCCCGAGUAUUUCCUCCAGAGAUAGUGGAGCAGAUGGGUUGCAAACAUGUUAAAGGCAUCCUGUUAUAUGGGCCCCCAGGUUGUGGUAAGACUCUGUUGGCUCGACAGAUUGGCAAGAUGUUGAAUGCAAGAGAGCCCAAAGUGGUCAACGGACCAGAAAUCCUUAACAAAUAUGUGGGAGAAUCAGAGGCUAACAUUCGUAAACUCUUUGCUGAUGCUGAAGAGGAGCAAAGGAGGCUUGGUGCUAACAGUGGUUUGCACAUCAUCAUCUUUGAUGAAAUUGAUGCCAUCUGCAAGCAGAGAGGGAGCAUGGCUGGUAGCACAGGAGUUCAUGACACUGUCGUCAACCAGUUGCUGUCCAAAAUUGAUGGGGUAGAGCAACUGAACAACAUCUUAGUCAUUGGAAUGACCAACAGACCAGAUCUGAUAGAUGAGGCUCUCCUUCGACCUGGAAGACUGGAAGUUAAAAUGGAGAUAGGCUUACCAGAUGAGAAAGGUCGACUACAGAUCCUUCAUAUCCACACUGCAAGAAUGAGAGGGCAUCAGUUACUCUCUGCUGACGUAGACAUUAAAGAACUGGCUGUAGAGACCAAGAAUUUCAGUGGUGCUGAACUGGAGGGUCUGGUGCGAGCAGCACAGUCCACUGCUAUGAACAGACACAUAAAGGCCAGUACUAAAGUGGAAGUGGACAUGGAGAAAGCAGAGAGCCUGCAGGUGACAAGAGGAGACUUCUUUGCUUCUUUGGAGAAUGAUAUCAAACCAGCAUUUGGCACAAACCAAGAGGAUUAUGCAAGUUAUAUUAUGAAUGGUAUCAUCAAAUGGGGUGAUCCAGUUACUCGAGUUCUAGAAGAUGGGGAACUGCUGGUUCAGCAGACUAAAAACAGUGACCGCACACCAUUGGUUAGCGUCCUUUUGGAAGGCCCUCCUCAUAGUGGGAAGACUGCUUUAGCUGCAAAGAUUGCAGAGGAAUCCAACUUCCCCUUCAUCAAGAUCUGUUCUCCUGAUAAGAUGAUUGGCUUUUCUGAGACAGCCAAGUGUCAGGCCAUAAAGAAGAUCUUUGAUGAUGCAUACAAAUCCCAGCUCAGCUGUGUGGUUGUGGAUGACAUUGAGAGACUGCUCGAUUAUGUUCCUAUUGGCCCUCGAUUUUCUAAUCUGGUGUUACAGGCUCUCCUUGUGUUACUGAAAAAGGCACCUCCUCAGGGCCGCAAGCUUCUUAUCAUUGGGACCACUAGCCGCAAAGAUGUCCUUCAGGAGAUGGAAAUGCUUAACGCUUUCAGCACCACCAUCCACGUGCCCAACAUCGCCACGGGAGAGCAGCUGUUAGAGGCUUUGGAGCUUUUGGGCAACUUCAGGGAUAAGGAACGUACCACAAUUGCACAGCAAGUCAAAGGGAAGAAGGUCUGGAUAGGAAUCAAGAAGUUACUAAUGUUGAUUGAGAUGUCCCUACAGAUGGAUCCUGAAUACCGUGUGAGAAAAUUCUUGGCCCUCUUAAGAGAAGAAGGAGCUAGCCCCCUUCACUUUGAAAAUGGACUGUUUGCAAACACACAGUGACCAAGGGAAGUGACCAAGGUGAAGAUGGCUUGUGAUCUUCACUCUAUUUACUCAAGAUACUGGACUACCUUCAACACGUGCUCACUCUGCAUGAUUAGUGCAAUAAAACUCCCUUCCUUAUGCUUUGAGAUACUCUGCUGUUUUGUGAAAGGUACAAAUUUGCUUUAGAACGCUGUGCUUACCUUUCUGUGCAAGAUAAGAUGAUUCCUUCUUCCUCAGUCUUUAAGUGUGGGAGACAUACUGUACUUGUGAACACUACACAUUUUAAGCUCUCCCCCCCAACACCACCCAAAAACUCUCAAUAAACAUAAUAAUCUUGCAAGACAACACUUGGCCUCUUAGAAGGAAGACUUUCUAUGUGUAAACCAGGAACAGUGAGUGAACAGAAGUAUGGGUUCAAAGGAGUUAUUUCAACUUCCCUGUGCUAACACUAAGGAUAAUUGGGUAUUUGGUUAAAAGUUCUCCCAGAAAACUAGUUAUUACCUUUGCUUGAAGAAACAGGGCUUUUAAUUCCUAAGAUGCUGUUCUCAGUCAUUUUCAGAGAUGUUUCCAAGUUGCAUUCAGGAGAUCUUGCUUAAUACAAAGUCAGAUUAAACUGUGGUGGCUGUGACAUCCCCUUAAUGUAACUAAUUUGCUCUGUGGUAAAAGAUAUGCUAAUCAUUACCAUUUGGUAGAUGUUGGUAAAAACUUGUGAAAGAUACGUAUGAAAAAAGCAUACACCCCUAAACAGAAAGGAGUCAUUAAAAUAGAGUAAUUUAUAAACCUCUCAGCACUAAUUAGUGUCCAACUUGGGUCAGUUCCUUAGUAUAUUAUUAAAGGCUUAUUAGUAUCACCACUUUUCUUUUUUCCUUAGCUUAAUGACUUAGAAUGUAUCCUUCUUUUAUUUUAAAUUAUCUGUACUAUCUAUCAUGUAAAUAAAACACUAUUCCCAGAAAAAAUGAACCACUUUCUAGCCCUCUCCCCUCAGUCCUCUAACUAGUCCAUUCUAAUACAUUUAACACAUUUCCUUUACCCUCUACACAGUUCUUCCAAAGGGAAGGAGAAUGGGUGGUUUGUCUUAGAACUGAGUUAGAAGGAAUUUAAUUAGGUCAUCAUAUUUGGUGAUGAGACUUAUGGAGCAUGCCACUCUCUCCCCAUUGCUGCUGAAAAUGCGAGGGCAAGCAAUCAGAAGCCAUCUGAAGGUGCUUAAAACAGCCCGUGAGGCUUGUUGCUACAGUGGCACUUGGGUGUAGCUUUGUCAUUUGUCUCCGUGGUAGAAGGCAAAUAUCUCCAUAUCUUGCUAUCUGUAUAUUUUUGGUAGACUUGUAUGUCAUAUCUACUUUGUUUUGGGUUUUCAUCCCUAGCUUGUUUUGUGGCUUUUUAAAAAGUGGAUUGUAUCGUGAAAUUCUGUGAUUCCUGGUGGCCAGUAUCGUGGAUUCCCUGAUCUGUUUUAGAUCCUUUCCCUUCCCAUGAAAGCAGCACACAUGGUAUUAACUUAUGUCUCUUGUUAAAUGAGGUUAAUGUCUUUGUGUUUUGUCCAAAACUAUAUUGAUAAAUAUAAAUAUUAUAUUGUUUAAUGCAAAUGAAGGAAUGCAAUAAAGAGUACAUAUACUUGAAAACA
This is a messenger RNA of Ceratotherium simum simum (southern white rhinoceros), 3930 nucleotides long. RefSeq names its product N-ethylmaleimide sensitive factor, vesicle fusing ATPase (gene NSF). Gene Ontology annotation, biological process: intra-Golgi vesicle-mediated transport; Golgi to plasma membrane protein transport; SNARE complex disassembly. Gene Ontology annotation, molecular function: ATP binding; ATP hydrolysis activity. The record is from RefSeq and is a predicted model, not a curated record. Lineage: Eukaryota; Metazoa; Chordata; Mammalia; Perissodactyla; Rhinocerotidae. Gene Ontology annotation, cellular component: Golgi stack.